Trichoplusia ni (cabbage looper) is the source of this 7786-nucleotide messenger RNA. Its product is annotated as sodium-coupled monocarboxylate transporter 1-like. Gene Ontology annotation, cellular component: membrane. Gene Ontology annotation, biological process: sodium ion transport; transmembrane transport. The coding region runs from base 537 to 2339 and encodes 600 amino acids. Lineage: Eukaryota; Metazoa; Arthropoda; Insecta; Lepidoptera; Noctuidae. The transcript has 14 exons. The record is from RefSeq and is a predicted model, not a curated record. Gene Ontology annotation, molecular function: symporter activity.
UGGUAAUUCACAAUCUGUGGCACGGUUUCGCGACAGACAGCUGCCAAUGUGCACGUCACAUUCGAUUUCAAUUGAUAAUUUUCUCGUAUGCCUAUAAAAGAUUCAUUCAUCUUUAAUUUAUAGGUAGUGUCGGAUGCAUUGCAUGGCAGCUUGCGGGAGCUUGUAUCAAUUUUAAAGUAUAGAAUCGCGUGUGAUAUUGUUUAUAUUUUUUUCUUGUAAAAUUCCUGAAAUAUUAUUGGAUUCAAGUGACAUUGACAUGUGGACAGGCGGGAGAUUUAAGUAAAGUAACGUAGUCUCGAUUUCCGUGGCGGAUGGUAGUCACGUCAGUGGUUUGCAGAAGUUAUGUUCAGUGAAAGUAAACCGUGCAAUGCGGUUGUGCAGGUUUGGUGACGUUGUUAUUGCCAAUACAUGUUCAUGCCCUUGCGCGGUUGGCAACAUCCCAUAUACGAGAUCAAUUCCGCUUUGUUUACUUCCGCAAUAUCAAAGUUAAGACUGUUUGUGUUUUACUACAUAAAAGGAAAGGUACUUAAAUCAAGAUGACACCGUCAUUCACGAUGAGUGAAGGCGGUUUCGGAGUGGGCGACUACGUGGUGUUCGGAGUUCUCUGUGCAGCAUCCUGCGCUGGUGGAGUGUGGUACAGUGCUAUCGGCUCCAGAUCAAAAGCAGUAGUGGAUAUCAAGGAUUAUCUGCUCGGCGGGAGAUCGAUGUCGACCUUUCCCGUUGCCAUGUCUCUGAUAGCCAGUUACGUAUCAGGUGUGACGAUAUUGGGGACGCCGGCUGAAAUAUACAACUACGGCACGCAGUACUGGCUGGUGAUAAUAGGAGUCUCGCUGAGUUGCGCUGUGGUGGCUACCAUAUACCUACCGGUGUUUUGUACUCUCCGGCUAUCCUCGUCUUAUGAGUACCUAGAGCUGAGGUUCAACCGUCAUGUCCGGGCAGCCGCCUCGGUGUUGUUCCUUCUAGACGAGGUACUAUUCUUACCGAUGGUGGUCUUCGUUCCUGCGUUAGCAUUCAAUCAAUUGACGGGUUUCAGUGUAUUUGCAGUCGCUGGCGCUAUGGUUAUAAUUUGUGGCCUGUAUACAGUAUUAGGUGGAUUGAAAGCUGUAGUCUGGACGGACUCGGUGCAAACCGGUAUCAUGUUUAUCGGAGUGGUGCUAGUGGCAGCCGCCGGGACCAUCGCCGUCGGCGGUGUAAGGGAAGUCCUGGACAUUGCUAAUGAAUCCGGAAGACUGGAACUAUCUAAUUGGAGUUUCUCCCCAUACGAGCGUCAGACGGGCUGGGGUGCGGUAGUCGGCGGCUUCCUCUACUGGACCUGUUUCAACUCUGUGAACCAAACCAUGGUGCAGAGGUACAUCGCGCUGCCCAGCAAGAGGAAGGCUAUCGCUGCUCUAGGCAUAUUCUGCAUCGGUGCGAUCCUGGCGAUAUCUCUGUGCGUGUGGUGCGGCCUGACUGCGUGGGGAGCGUGGGUUCUCGGCGGUUGCGACCCUGGCGGCGUGCCCCUGGUCGAUGACAGACUGUUGCCCGCCUUCGUCACCUACGUGUCCAAGCUGCAACACCUCCCUGGUCUAGCUGGAGUAUUUCUGGCUGGAGUAUUUGGUGCUGGACUCAGUUCAUUAUCAGCAGUGUUGAACGCAUGCGCGCUUGUGGCAGUAGAAGAUAUCAUGCAUGGAUGGCUGCAGUUGAAACUCAAGCCGAUGACUGAAGGUAUUCUGGCGAGAGCUAUCACAGGCACCCUGGCUGUCAUAUCUGUCAUCAUGCUGUUCGUGAUACAGAAGCUUGGAGGCGUACUUGGCGUAGCGACAGCUCUAUCAGCGAUCGCGGCGAGUGCAACCUGCGGAGUCUUCACCCUCGGCAUGGUGUGCUGGUGGGUGGGACCUGCGGGGGCCCUGUCCGGGGCCGCGGCGGGGGCCAUCCUCGCCGGCACCGUGUCUCUGGGCACGCAGGCUGCGGCCGCCAGGGGCCUGCGGGCUCCACCGCUCAACCUCACCAUGGAGUGCGCCAGAAAUGCCUCCUUUGUUGGACUUGAGAAUACUAUUGACCCAGAAACAAUCUUCCCCCUAUUCCGAGUAUCAUACCACUGGAUCGCACCACUCGGUCUCAUCACCACACUGCUAGUUGGGAUGGUAGUGGGCUACUUCUUCGACAAGCCGUCCUCGUUGAAGAUGGACGCGGAACUGUUCACGCCAGUGAUGUGGCGCUGGCUGCCGUCAGAGGCACGGGACAAGGCUGGAGACACGAGAAGGGCGAGGGCGUCGUUAGAUGCUGCCACCCCCCACUCAGCUCCCCUCAUCCUGGCCACCGUCGACAAGAUUGAAAUGAAUGGCGUAACCAGUAGGUGAAAGAAGCGAUGAUAUCAACAAUUUUGUAUUUUUAUUCAUUGUGACUAAGAAAUUAUUCUAGUCACACAGUGAUGUAAUAAAAUUAAGAUAAUGAGUAAUUUUCGAAACUUAUACUUAAAAAUCGAUUUUGAAAGUAUUGUCGCUGGCGACGUUGUUAUGUAUUAUAAUAUUUAUUAUCUUUAUCAUGUUCGUAGAUGAUGUAUAUAAAAACUCUUUUGUAUGGACUUGGCUCUCUCUAAAAAGUUUUUAGCCUUUUAUGUAAUCAUUCCGUUUAUACUUUGUUUUUAAGAUUAACGAUGUUUCUACAAAAUAUAUAUGAACAUAUUAUUACAUUAUUAUUUUCUACACAAGAAUUCAAUAUCAUCGAUUGAUUUAAAUAUAUUAUUGUGGCAACACCGUCAAUGUUGUAUGUCAGUAUGUGCCAUCUAAAAGAGAGCCUUUUCUUUUGAAAGAGGAAUAUAUAAUUAUUGACGUUAUGGGACCAAGAUUAUAGCUAUUUAGUAUGAAUGUAAAAAAAGUAGCUUAAUUACAAAAAAUCAGAGACAAUACAAUACCUAUCAUAAGUAAUUAUAAUGACGUAUACAAAAUGUCGUUGCAAGUAUGUAAGAUAGUUUUGUAGAUCAAUAUUUAUUUAUUUUCACGACAGUGAAAAGAGAUCGAGUGAAAAAUUAUAUAAAAAUCAUAUUUUAUAAAUACAGUGUAACAAUGCCAAUUUUUAUAGGUGUUUACAAUACGUUAUUAUUAAGUUAAAUAAUUUUAGGUUAGAAUGUAAGAUAUUAUAAGCUACUUAAUUUACAAGCGUCAGUAUUGUACCGUACUUAAGUGUAUAAACGUGCCAAGCAAUUGAUAAUUCGAAAAAUAUAUCAAAUUUAAGUCGAUUAGUGACUUGUAACCUUAUCACAAAGCAGUUAAGUUUAUUAUCUUACUUUGCUAUUUCAUGAAAAAAUAAGAAUUAAGAAAAGACAAAUAACGAUAAAUUUAUUUCCCGCGCUUGUGAAGGGUCUACGAAACAAUCGUUUGGUUCCAAAGACAAUCGGUUAGUUCUCCUUGGUGAAGAUAUAAUGUCACUUUUUAUUUAAAGAUACAUUUUAAACAUACUUAUACUAGCAUCGGUGGAAGGUACGAAAUAGUUAUUUCAAUUUAAAUGUAUCCUCGAAUUAAUAAGUUCACAUUAAUUGUUGAGAUCUUUUAAUUAAUUUAACUUAAAUCUUUACAAGACUUAUAGCUCUUUAGCACUCGAAUGAACCUAAUACAAAGCCAUUUUUGAAAACCCAAGUGACAACUCUUGUCGGUUAAUAAAAUUCCUUCGCAUUGUUUAAAACGAUGGAAUCGUAACCCUAUUGUAUAACAACAUUCACUUUUUGAUAAUUUUAAACAGUCGAUUAUAGAAAAAAUGGAAAACUAUGUCAGAAGUAUUUUAGAGUUCCGUAUCAGAGGUUAAAAACGAGACUCUUACUUGUAUACAAUAUUGAAGAAUCUUUUCUAGUUAGAAAGUGCAUUCUUAAUGAAGAUAUUUUUCCAAUAACUUCACACAUAUGUAUAACGGGAGCUCCCAACAAACAACCAUAUUGUAAUUGCGUUUUUUUUUAAUAAUGGCGUGGACUCUUUUUCGCUUCUGUCCGCUUCGCAGAAGACCGGCUGUUUUCAUUCAUUUACUUACAACGUGUACUUAGUAAAGUUAAAACUUAAGAAUAAUUUAAGGCCUUGUGUUGUUUGCUUGGUUUUGUAUAGUAGUGUAUUCAUGUGAUUUUAAUAUGUUAGAUUUACAGUAUUUUGUUACGUACAAAGUGCAUUAAUUAUUACAAAAAUGACGUCAGCACAAUGUGAACUGGCUGUUUCUGUGGGUGAUAAUAAAUAAAAACUUUUUUUUUAAUAUUACAUUUUAUUAUGUAUGUGAUUAUAGUGAUAAGCGUCAUUGGACUGCACUAUUAUGUAUGGAAAUUACAUUUCUUUCCAAAAAAUCACGAGACUUUGACAUGUCAUCUCUUCAUUAAGACAAUCAAGAGAUGACUCAAUGGCAAGAAUGUCAAUCGGCUCGACAGACAGUUUAGCAAUUGCAUAUUCAGUUGAAUUAGAUUAUAACUUAGUGUAGGGAUUUUUUAUAAUUUUGAUAAAAAUUGUGUAUUUUAAUUAUCAAUGAGGUAUUAUAUAUAAUGUAAUUUAUACAAUCUGAAGUACCUUUGCGGCAUUUUUAUUUGAUCUCACAGAAGCAUUCAGUUAUAUCUUUAUAAUUAAAUAGACAAUAAGUAGAAUAACCAGUCGUUGGCUGUAUACAAUGUAUUUAUUAUGAACUAUAAGCUCGCACACAUUCAAAUAGUAAUCAUUUUCUAAAUAACAAAUGUUGUUGAUAGAACAUGUACCUGAAACUAUUAGAGAAGUUUGUAUGUUUUUACAUAUAACGUUCUACCGUACGAAUAUACAACAAUCAUGUACUUAUGUUAGGUACAGUAGGCAUCAGAUAACGAAGACAGUACGACGUACCGAGUUUAUUGUCAUCGUAAAAAGCACACGGCCCAUCGUGGUAGGCGCCCAAUUAAUUAAUGAGCCAACUUGAAAAUGAAUUACCCUAUUGGGACUCUUGAGGUGUGCCAGGUAACGGCACUUACCCGCUUCAUGCUUAAGACUCCAACAUAAAAUAAAAUUUUAUUGUUUUCCGUGUUUCGCUAUUCCGAGUAUCAUACCACUGGAUCGCACCACUCGGUCUCAUCACCACACUGCUAGUUGGGAUGGUAGUGGGCUACUUCUUCGACAAGCCGUCCUCGUUGAAGAUGGACGCGGAACUGUUCACGCCAGUGAUGUGGCGCUGGCUGCCGUCAGAGGCACGGGACAAGGCUGGAGACACGAGAAGGGCGAGGGCGUCGUUAGAUGCUGCCACCCCCCACUCAGCUCCCCUCAUCCUGGCCACCGUCGACAAGGUGAUACAAGUCAAUAAAUUGAAAUGAAUGGCGUAACCAGUAGGUGAAAGAAGCGAUGAUAUCAACAAUUUUGUAUUUUUAUUCAUUGUGACUAAGAAAUUAUUCUAGUCACACAGUGAUGUAAUAAAAUUAAGAUAAUGAGUAAUUUUCGAAACUUAUACUUAAAAAUCGAUUUUGAAAGUAUUGUCGCUGGCGACGUUGUUAUGUAUUAUAAUAUUUAUUAUCUUUAUCAUGUUCGUAGAUGAUGUGUAUAAAAACUCUUUUGUAUGGACUUGGCUCUCUCUAAAAAGUUUUUAGCCUUUUAUGUAAUCAUUCCGUUUAUACUUUGUUUUUAAGAUUAACGAUGUUUCUACAAAAUAUAUAUGAACAUAUUAUUACAUUAUUAUUUUCUACACAAGAAUUCAAUAUCAUCGAUUGAUUUAAAUAUAUUAUUGUGGCAACACCGUCAAUGUUGUAUGUCAGUAUGUGCCAUCUAAAAGAGAGCCUUUUCUUUUGAAAGAGGAAUAUAUAAUUAUUGACGUUAUGGGACCAAGAUUAUAGCUAUUUAGUAUGAAUGUAAAAAAAGUAGCUUAAUUACAAAAAAUCAGAGACAAUACAAUACCUAUCAUAAGUAAUUAUAAUGACGUAUACAAAAUGUCGUUGCAAGUAUGUAAGAUAGUUUUGUAGAUCAAUAUUUAUUUAUUUUCACGACAGUGAAAAGAGAUCGAGUGAAAAAUUAUAUAAAAAUCAUAUUUUAUAAAUACAGUGUAACAAUGCCAAUUUUUAUAGGUGUUUACAAUACGUUAUUAUUAAGUUAAAUAAUUUUAGGUUAGAAUGUAAGAUAUUAUAAGCUACUUAAUUUACAAGCGUCAGUAUUGUACCGUACUUAAGUGUAUAAACGUGCCAAGCAAUUGAUAAUUCGAAAAAUAUAUCAAAUUUAAGUCGAUUAGUGACUUGUAACCUUAUCACAAAGCAGUUAAGUUUAUUAUCUUACUUUGCUAUUUCAUGAAAAAAUAAGAAUUAAGAAAAGACAAAUAACGAUAAAUUUAUUUCCCGCGCUUGUGAAGGGUCUACGAAACAAUCGUUUGGUUCCAAAGACAAUCGGUUAGUUCUCCUUGGUGAAGAUAUAAUGUCACUUUUUAUUUAAAGAUACAUUUUAAACAUACUUAUACUAGCAUCGGUGGAAGGUACGAAAUAGUUAUUUCAAUUUAAAUGUAUCCUCGAAUUAAUAAGUUCACAUUAAUUGUUGAGAUCUUUUAAUUAAUUUAACUUAAAUCUUUACAAGACUUAUAGCUCUUUAGCACUCGAAUGAACCUAAUACAAAGCCAUUUUUGAAAACCCAAGUGACAACUCUUGUCGGUUAAUAAAAUUCCUUCGCAUUGUUUAAAACGAUGGAAUCGUAACCCUAUUGUAUAACAACAUUCACUUUUUGAUAAUUUUAAACAGUCGAUUAUAGAAAAAAUGGAAAACUAUGUCAGAAGUAUUUUAGAGUUCCGUAUCAGAGGUUAAAAACGAGACUCUUACUUGUAUACAAUAUUGAAGAAUCUUUUCUAGUUAGAAAGUGCAUUCUUAAUGAAGAUAUUUUUCCAAUAACUUCACACAUAUGUAUAACGGGAGCUCCCAACAAACAACCAUAUUGUAAUUGCGUUUUUUUUUAAUAAUGGCGUGGACUCUUUUUCGCUUCUGUCCGCUUCGCAGAAGACCGGCUGUUUUCAUUCAUUUACUUACAACGUGUACUUAGUAAAGUUAAAACUUAAGAAUAAUUUAAGGCCUUGUGUUGUUUGCUUGGUUUUGUAUAGUAGUGUAUUCAUGUGAUUUUAAUAUGUUAGAUUUACAGUAUUUUGUUACGUACAAAGUGCAAUAAUUAUUACAAAAAUGACGUCAGCACAAUGUGAACUGGCUGUUUCUGUGGGUGAUAAUAAAUAAAAACUUUUUUUUUAAUAUUACAUUUUAUUAUGUAUGUGAUAAUAGUGAUAAGCGUCAUUGGACUGCACUAUUAUGUAUGGAAAUGACAUUUCUUUCCGAAAAAUCACGAGACUUUGACAUGUCAUCUCUUCAUUAAGACAAUCAAGAGAUGACUCAAUGGCAAGAAUGUCAAUCGGCUCGACAGACAGUUUAGCAAUUGCAUAUUCAGUUGAAUUAGAUUAUAACGUAGUGUAGGGAUUUUUCAUAAUUUUGAUAAAAAAUUGUGUAUUUUAAUUAUCAAUGAGGUAUUAUAGAGAGUAUGAUAUAUAAUGUAAUUUAUACAAUCUGAAGUACCUUUGCGGCAUUUUUAUUUGAUCUCACAGAAGCAUUCAGUUAUAUCUUUAUAAUUAAAUAGACAAUAAGUAGAAUAACCAGUCGUUGGCUGUAUACAAUGUAUUUAUUAUGAACUAUAAGCUCGCACACAUUCAAAUAGUAAUCAUUUUCUAAAUAACAAAUGUUGUUGAUAGAACAUGUACCUGAAACUAUUAGAGAAGUUUGUAUGUUUUUACAUAUAACGUUCUACCGUACGAAUAUACAACAAUCAUGUACUUAUGUUGUUACGAAAAUAAAUGAAAAUUAUACCAUAAA